AAAGCCCCCAUGCGUUCAACGCUCAGUCCUAAACACGUGCUGUUAGAGUAGCUGCGUGUUGAAGUUCCUCUAGCUUUCGAGAAUCUAAACAAGCUAUUUUAGCUACAUAAACAAGCUAUUUUAGCUACACAGACGUAUAGUCCUCCGUGAAGCAUUCGCCGAGAGGAGAAAUAUCAGAAAUUAACGGAAGUAAGCAUGACUGAAGCCGAAGUGAAUCCCAAGGCCUACCCCCUGGCCGACGCCACACUUUCCAAAACCAUCCUGGACCUUGUGCAGCAAGCAUCUAACUACAAACAGUUGAGGAAAGGGGCCAAUGAGGCCACCAAGACAUUGAACCGUGGUAUCUCUGAGUUCAUUGUGAUGGCUGCUGAUGCUGAGCCACUGGAGAUCAUCCUCCACCUGCCACUGCUCUGCGAGGACAAGAAUGUCCCCUAC
Salvelinus sp. IW2-2015 is the source of this 435-nucleotide messenger RNA. RefSeq names its product NHP2-like protein 1. Lineage: Eukaryota; Metazoa; Chordata; Actinopteri; Salmoniformes; Salmonidae. Gene Ontology annotation, cellular component: U4/U6 x U5 tri-snRNP complex; cytosolic large ribosomal subunit; small-subunit processome. Gene Ontology annotation, molecular function: RNA binding. The record is from RefSeq and is a predicted model, not a curated record. Gene Ontology annotation, biological process: maturation of SSU-rRNA; maturation of LSU-rRNA; mRNA splicing, via spliceosome.